CUCCCCCGCAUUGAAAGUCCCGCAAUCGGCGUUCAAGAACGAAUAUCAAAACAGAAUGACAACCGAACUGAGAGCCUCAAGACUAAUUCAGACAGUUUCCCGGUAUCUCAAGCAAUUUUAUCAUCGUUUUCGUUCACAAUGGCACCUCCUGUCUGCAAAAAGACGUUCAAGCUGAACAACGGCCUUGAACUCCCCGCCGUCGGUCUGGGAACAUGGCAAGGCACUCCAGGGUCAGAUGACUCCAAGGCCAUGGAGGAGUCCGUCAUACACGCCCUCAACGCCGGAUACCGUCUCAUCGACACCGCCCAGCUCUAUGGUGUCGAAGACAUUGUAGGCAAGGCCAUCCGCAACAGCGGCAUCCCCCGUGAAGAGAUCACCGUCGUUACCAAGUUCUGGGGUGAGUGGCAUCACGACCCGGCGACGGCGCUUCAGAUUUCACUGGACACCAUGGGCCUCGACUACAUUGACGUCUUCCUCAUGCACUGGCCGUGGGCCACGACUCCGGCACCGGAGAAGAAAGUCUUGAAGAAGUGGGAGAGCCCGACCUUCAUCGAGACCUGGAAGUUGAUGGAGAAGCUGGUCGGUCCCAAGUGCAGGUCAAUCGGCGUCAGCAACUUCAUGCCCAAGGUCAUGGAUGAGCUGCUCAAGGAGGCCGCGAUCGUGCCUGCUGUCAACCAGGUCGAAUUGCAUGCGUUCAACCCGAACCUGAACCUCGUACCCUACUGCAAGGAGAAGGGCAUUGUUGUCACGAGUUGGAGCACGAUGGGUGGCUCGCGUCCAUCUCAAAAUGAGAUUCUCAACCACGAGCUCUUCACCAGCAUCGCCAAGGCACAUGGUAUCUCCGCAGGCGUUGUGUCCCUUUCCUGGUGCGUCCAGCGCGGUAUCGCAGUCAUCCCAAAGAGCGCCAAGAAGGAGCGCAUCGAGGAGAACAUCCGCCUCGUCACCCUUACCGAGGAGGAGAUGAACAAGAUCAACGAGGCGCACAAGACAAUCAAGAAGGAGAGAUUCUCCAACGGCAUUGCAGUGCAGCACAUGGAGAUUGAUGGAGUGAUGACCCAACAGGGUUGGACGUACACCGAUAUGGGCUACGAGGAUGAGAAUGGCAACUGGUUGGCGUAAAAUGAAUGGAUGCUAGAGCGUUGCUUGAGGUUAAGGAGCGCAGGGAUUCGGUGUAAAGCCCAAAUGAAAACUGAAUACAUAUCCGCCGCUCCAGUCC
Molecule: messenger RNA, 1216 nt
Organism: Colletotrichum godetiae
Lineage: Eukaryota; Fungi; Ascomycota; Sordariomycetes; Glomerellales; Glomerellaceae
Product: aldo/keto reductase
Exons: 4
Coding region: 139-1119 (326 amino acids)
Molecular function (GO): oxidoreductase activity
Source: RefSeq, a predicted model, not a curated record